This is a messenger RNA of Pseudomyrmex gracilis, 3258 nucleotides long. Its product is annotated as serine protease snake-like. Lineage: Eukaryota; Metazoa; Arthropoda; Insecta; Hymenoptera; Formicidae. The coding region runs from base 107 to 1039 and encodes 310 amino acids. Gene Ontology annotation, biological process: proteolysis. The transcript has 6 exons. The record is from RefSeq and is a predicted model, not a curated record. Gene Ontology annotation, molecular function: serine-type endopeptidase activity.
AUUAUUCACUUCCCAUUGUCGGCCGUACUUUAAAAAUCAGAAUUUGCCGAAAAGACCCCCGUUCGACGAGAGUGCGCUAGUUCUUAGCGUUCCAUUAUCUGUAAACAUGCACGGAUCAAUUGUAAUCGCGUUACUCAUCGCCAUUUUCUUCGGAAAUUCCGCGUCACGAAAGUGUGAGGAAAAAUGCAAGGAAUAUGCCGAUCUGGUCUACGAGACCGAAAACGUGCCGACUUUGCGCCUGAAUGCCGGCUCGAAACGAAUUUCUCGCUGCACCAUCGUCGAGACGCCUCUGAUCGUCGGCGGAGUCGCGGCGAAACCCGCAGAAUUCCCGCACAUGGCAGUGAUCGGUUACGGCAAGGAUGGCGACAUAUCCUGGCAAUGCGGAGGAAGCGUCAUCUCCGAGAGCUUCGUUUUGACGGCGGCGCACUGCAUGGAAUCUCCGGACAGAGGUCCCGCUGCCAAAGUGCGAGUCGGUUUGAACGACUUGACAACUCCGGACGAAACCAUGCAGGAGAGAGACAUCGCGGAAAGAAUUCAGCACCCAGAUUACGUGUUCACAAUACGAUAUCAUGAUAUAGCGUUACUCAAGCUCGAUCGACCGCUGGAAUUUAAUUCCCGAGUACGACCCGCAUGCCUCGAAGUAAACUUUCAAGUGCCCGGCAAAAUUGCCAUCGCUUCUGGAUUCGGAAAAACUUCCUACGAUUCUAACAAGGGCAGCAACGAACUGAUGAAAGUUCAGUUGAAUUACAUACCCGAAGACGACUGCAAGGAGGGAUACGCCGAGGAUAUCGGUACCAAACCGUUGCCACAGGGUUUGAUAUCGAGCCUGCUUUGCGCCGGCAUAAUGGAAGGCGGCAAAGACACCUGCCAGGGUGACAGCGGUGGUCCGUUGCAACGGGUUCUCGAGGAUCCUUACUGCAUGUACAGUAUCGUGGGUGUAACGAGCUUCGGCAAGUUUUGCGCUUUCAAAUCGAUGCCGGCUAUAUACACCAGAGUCCAGUCUUAUCUAGAUUGGAUCGAGAAUAUUGUCUGGCCGUGAAAAAAAGAGUAAAACUGUUUGUUUUUUGUUUUGAAUAAAUUUAUAAAAACAACGAGAGAAUCGACGUGUGAGAGAUAAUAUUAUCAAUAAAAUAAACAAAAACGCAUUCCCAUUAUAAACAUUAUUAUAACUUUUAUUGCAAAAAGAUAAUAAUCAUAUAUUGGUAUUUACAAUGUUAUUACCCAAACUUUGUAUAUACACAUACGACCCGAUACAAUAAUCACUGGAACUUAUUUGACGCACUGGAAAUGUAUCCUAAUUCAUUCACAAGAACAAAUACGAUAUAAUAUAUAUAUAUUUACAAUUAAUUUGUUAUCAUGCUGUAAAAAUAGGACAUAACAUUCGAUCCCUACGAUUGAGAUAAAAAGAGGAACAAAUAAAAACGAUGUCACAAACAUUUGUUAAUUAUCUAGUGUACAUUUUCACACUUUCUCGCACACUCUCGUAUACGUAUAUAUGUAUAUAUUAUAAAAUUAUUAUAAACAUUAAAAAAAUAUAUGUAUAGGGGGUAAGUGGAAAAUCAACAUGUAUGAAGGGAAAAUACGGUAAAUGAAAAAAGUUAACAAGAGUUCAAUCAACAGUGAGCGAUAAAAAAAAAAAAAACAUCUUAUGGUAAACAUCCGAGAAUUCUUACAAUUGUCCACUGAAAUAAGAUCCUUUCGUUGUGAGACGCGAUUAAAAUCUCCUUAAUACGCUUAUAAUUUACAUUUAUGUACGCGCGGUUUAAGUUUUUAUCAGUCUUAAAGCUCUCGAAAGAAAACAACACGCGUACAUACGCGGCCGCGAGGAUCUCACGCUGGGAUUAUUAUAGAGCGCAAAGUGGCUUCCUCUUGCUAUAAGACUAGCCGUUACCAUGUACAUUCCGCAAUAUUUGUUUGCAAAGUGCUUUUAAUUUUAGUUACUUCGUAAUUGUUUUAUGUGAUUAAUGGCUAUAUAACAUUUCUUGAAAAUGAGAGUGGAAGUUAUAUAAAAUGUGAUAUGCACUCUCUGAGCUAAAAUACCUACUGAUUCCGCGUGUGACACGAUAUGUAAAAAGAACCAGUAUUUCAAAUUCUAUAUAUACAAAAAACUUAACAAAACAGUCGACGUGCUAAAGAGAUAUAUUACACUUGUGCCCGCUUCAAGUUUAAUUCAUUUUUAAAGAUCUCUCCCUCGCUCUUUCUCUCUUUCUUUCUCGUGACGAUCAUACUAGUGUGAACCAUGUAGCAUGUGUCUAGAGACACGAUCGUAUCUCGCGCUUAUGUUUCUUCGCAAUCAAGUCGCGCGCUACAAUGAAUACUAGUACAUACUAAAAUAUAGUACAUACAUAUAUGCACAAAAUCGUCGUAGACUUGAUCAAAUGUCGCACUACUUAAACUUAUGAUAACUUGUUUUUUCACAUGAGUAACUUCAUUCACGGAAAUAAAACGUAAAAUCAUCUUCGUAAGAAUAUAAUACACAAAAGUAUACAUAUAUCUUCAUCAUCAAGUUCAACACACUCACGCAACCGUACAUUAACACUCGAUAUAUCUCUCUCGGCAAAAAAACCUAAGGUCUAAUAUAUAAAAAAGAGAAUCUAAAAAGAAACGUGGAAAACUAAUUUAAUGAAGAAAAGACACAUCGAAGGUCAAAACAACAACAAACAAAAAAAAAAAAAUCAUCCCGUUACCAGGUAAAGAAGACGUGAUGCGAGAAUACGGAGCUCUGUCGUUUACUCGCUUCGAAAGAACAGAUCGAAAAAUUUCCCAUCGGCAGAGAAAGCAAACGUCGAUGUUCGGCGAUGCGGGGGAGACGCAACAAUAACGUCUAUAAAUCAUUAGUUACAGCCCUCUCGCGCACAGGCGGAUGUUUCUCCCGGCGGCAGUUUCUACAAUUUAGAUUGGGCGCGAAAGCAAUGUCGCCUCUGGUUGGCGCGCGUUCUGUCGUUCCUGAAAGCAAAACUCAAAUUUCUAAGCAGUUGAAUGUUGCUUUCGUUUUCACGCGAAAGUUAGACUAACAGAAACAAGUACAUAACAACACAUCACACCGUUUCGUACACACACCGGAAAAACAUGCAUUCGUUUUCUACUGAGAAACUCUACGAGAAAGAAACAGUUUCAGAAGGAUUUUCAACGAAGUAUCAACAUUGUGAAAAAGCACUGCGGAAGAAAAACCAUUAAAAUAGUGGAUUACAAAGAGUCAACUCCUCUACGUGAAAGCUUGCUGGAUAUAUGCAAGAUAUAAAAAAAAAAAAAAAAAAA